GAACCAACUCCUCCUCUACUCUCCCAAUCUUCGUCAGCCACGCAUGAUUCUCGUGCUUAUCGCCCGAACCACCACGGACGAAUCUCCACCCUUGGAUUUCUCCUUAACCAAUUUCCAGCCGUCCAUCGCACUACGGCGAAGCGAAUCGACGGCUGUUGAGUUCCUGUCCCGUCUCUGUCGAGUUCACCUCUGCUGAUUUAUUAUAGGUUGCUGACACUUGCCAAGUUCAGCUGUAGUGUUUUCUGCGCCAUGGAUGUUUGAAGCAAAGCACUCUCCGAGGUCUCGAUUCAGUGUAACUCCUUGAAUCAUUCAAGCGGCGAUGUCAGCGUCGGAGAGAGAGUCGGCGGCGGCGGCGGCAGUUCGGGAGGUGGAUCCGUUGCUGAAAGACCUGAGCGAGAAAAAACAAAGUUUCCGGCGGAACGUGGUGUCGUUGGCGGCGGAGCUCAAGGAGGUGCGCAGCCGCCUGGCUUCUCAACAGCAGUCGUUUGCCAAAGAAGCCCUAAUUAGACAGGAAGCAGAAAUCAAAGCCAAGGAGAUGGAGGAGGAGAUACGUAUGCUGGAAAAGAGCUUAGAGGAGAAAAAUUUGCAGCUGCAGGCUUCAACAUCCGCUUCUGAAAUGUAUGCCAAGGAAUUGGAGGAUCUAAGACAGCAGCUUUUAGCAACUAGAGCAACUGCAGAUGGGAGUGCACGAUCUGCGCAAUCAGCGCAAUCACAGUGUUCAGCUCUGGUGAAAGAGUUACACGAGAAGAAUUACACUCUAAAAGAACACGAGGAUCGUGUUAAUAAGCUUGGACAACAGCUAGAUCUACUGCAGAAGGAUCUCCAAGCCAGAGAAUCUUCUCAAAUGCAACUCAAAGACGAAGUCACGAGAAUUGAACAUGAGAUCGUGCAAGCAUUAACCAAAGCAGGAGCAGAUAAUGAUUGUGAACUUCGAAGAAUCCUAGAUGAGGUCUCCCCAAAAAACUUUGAUAAGAUUAAUAAGCUCUUGGUGGUAAAAGACGAAGAAAUUACUAAGCUGAGAGAUGACAUCCGAGUUAUGUCAGCACAUUGGAAGGUUAAAGCUGAAGAGUUGGAAUCUCAGUUGGACAAGCAUCGAAGGAUUGAUCAAGACAUGAAAAAGAAAGUUUUGAAGUUGGAGUUUUGCCUCCACGAAGCACGGUCCCAAACUCGCAAGCUCCAAAGAAUGGGAGAGCGAAGGGACAAAGCUCUGAAGGAGCUGAGAGAUCAGCUGGCAGCCCAACAACCAAAUAUGUCAGAGUCUCCGAGCAGCGAGAAGAAAAAUUUCUGGGACACACCGGGGUUCCGGAUUGCAGCUUCGCUAUCAAUGUUGAUCAUGGUAAUGUUCUCAAAGAGCUCUAAAGAGCAACAAUGGCGGCCGCGAUGAUGCAGCAGAUCAAUGGCUGCAGGCGGCUGCCGGAUACUGCCGCCGCCGCGGAAGUGUCUGUAGUGGUGUUUGCAGGGCUUUCACCGAUCCCGCCGGAGGGGAAUACUC
Andrographis paniculata is the source of this 1492-nucleotide messenger RNA. Its product is annotated as nuclear envelope-associated protein 2-like. The coding region runs from base 320 to 1384 and encodes 354 amino acids. The record is from RefSeq and is a predicted model, not a curated record. NCBI's taxonomy places the organism in Eukaryota, Viridiplantae, Streptophyta, Magnoliopsida, Lamiales, Acanthaceae. The transcript is spliced from 8 exons.